UAAAGUGGCAAAUGGAUGACCCCAAACUACCCUCUCAUGAUUCCUCCAUCUCUCUCAUUGCUAGGCUCGAUCAUUUGGAGUUCAUUAUGAAAUAUUUAGAAAGGAAACAAAGAUGUGGCAGCAAUGUUCUUGCUGACAAAGGCAAACAAUCUUUGAAUUUUGCCACGAAAGAGGAUUUCUAUAAAGGAACAUUGUUGGAUCGAGUGACCUCUCUUGAACGCAGACUUUUUCAGCUUUACGUAGAGAUGGAUUCGAGUGGCAGUUCUGACCCUUUGUCACGUGAUUCCACACAAACUUUUGGGGAGUCUUCGUCCAGCAAGGGUUCCAAGAGAGAAAUAUGUUAUUCAUUUCCAACUUUCAACAAUCUCCCAAAUAAUGUAGAGAAAGGAUUAGUGCCUCAAAACCAUAUUCAGACACUAGAAAUAUCACAGGAAAAAUGUGAGAGUGAAAAGCAACUAAUUAAAAACUCGGGCCCUCCUAAGCAGCAAGUGGUGAACAAUAGACCGAAGAAGAAUGAAAAGAAAUGCAAAGUUGAGAAGAAACGGAUUUCUCCUGUUAGUUGGCCACAUUUAAAACUAUUUGGUUGUUGAUGCUAUUAACAUUGCUUAAUUUCUUUUUCUACUGCUUUUGUCUAUACCCUGGGCAUUAAUAGACAUUUAUGUCGUUGGGUUUCAACUUUGUGGUAAUAAUAAUAAAGUAUGUGAGGUUAAUUA
Cajanus cajan (pigeon pea) is the source of this 713-nucleotide messenger RNA. It is a transcript of the gene MSP2, whose product is annotated as microspore-specific promoter 2. The record is from RefSeq and is a predicted model, not a curated record. Lineage: Eukaryota; Viridiplantae; Streptophyta; Magnoliopsida; Fabales; Fabaceae.